This is a messenger RNA of Rubroshorea leprosula, 1868 nucleotides long. Lineage: Eukaryota; Viridiplantae; Streptophyta; Magnoliopsida; Malvales; Dipterocarpaceae. The record is from the annotation of a GenBank genome assembly.
ACUUAUUCUACCAUUAUUGAUGGUCUCUGCAAGCAUGGUAUGGUUGAAAAUGCAAAACAUUUUUUUGCUGAAAUGAAGGAUAAAAGAAUUUCUCCAAAUGUGUAUGUUUAUAGCUCUAUGCUACAUGGUUUCUAUUCUAUGGGGAAUUUGGAUGAGGCUGGAAGCUUAUUCAUCCACAUGCUUGAUGAAGGAGUGCAACCUGAUGUGGUAACUUUUACAGUUUUGAUAAAUGCACUUGGCAAACAGCGCAGAUUGCAAGAAGCCAGUCACUUGUUAAACUUGAUGAUCCAAAGAGGUGUGCAUCCUAAUACAGUUACUUAUACAACAUUGAUUGAUGCAUUUUGCAAGGAAGGGAGGAUGGAUAAAGCAAAUAAAUUUAUAGACUCGAUGAUUCAGCAGGGUGAGCAUCCUGAUGUAGUAACAUAUAAUACAUUGAUUAAUGCAUUUUGCAAAGGAGGGGGGAUAGGAGAAGUGAGUGAAUUGUUAAACUUGAUGAUUAAGAGAGGCAAACGUCCUGACAGUGUAACUUAUAACACAUUGAUUGAUGCACUUUGUAAACAAGGAAGGAUUGAAGGAGCAAUUAAAUUGGUAUAUUUGAUGAUUAAAAGAGGUCAAUGUCAUGACACUGUAACUUGUAACUCAUUGAUUGAUGCAAUCUGCAGAGGAGGAGAGAUGGAAGAAGCAAACAAAUUGGUAGAUUUUAUGAUUCAGCAUGGUCAGCAGCCUAACACAGUAACUUAUACCAUAUUAAUCGAUGCACUUUGCAAGAAAGGAAGGUUGAAAGAUGCAAAUAAAUUGGUGGAUUUGAUGAUUCAGCAAGGUCAACAUCCUGACACAGUAACUUAUACCACAUUGGUUGAUGCGCUCUGCAAAGAAGGAAGGAUUAAAGGAGCAAUUAAAUUGGUAGAUUUGAUGAUUCAGCAAGGUCAGCAUCCUAACACGGUGACUUAUACCACAUUGAUUCAUGCUCUUUGCAAAAUAAGAAGGAUGGAAGAAGCAAAGUCAUUGUUUGAGUUGAUGAUUCAAAGUGGUCAACAUCCUAAAACAAUUACUUAUAAUGUCAUGAUCAAAGAGCUUUGUAAAAAUGGGCAGAUAGAAAAGGCAAAUGAUUUCUUAAGCAAGAUGGAGAAGGGUUGUGCUCCAGAUGUGGUGACGUUUAAUACCCUCAUUUCUUGUUUCUCCAAAAACCGCAAGGCCUCCAAAGUUGUGGAACUUCUUUGUGUAAUGGAAAACAAUAAUUUAUCCCCUGAUGCAACAACCUUUUCCAUUGUCAUAAAUUUACUAUCAAACUUGAAGGAUAAAAAGCGUCAAGAAAUUCUGGACUUGCUGCCAACAUUUCCUGUCCGGUUUUAAAAGCAGGGUCUGAAUUUGUAUAAGGCUAUGAUGCACGGUGAUGAAGUCUCUUUGCUUGGGAAGAAAUAUUGAAAGCUUGAAGUUGCAACCAUUUCAUGACAACCAGUUCUCUGGGCCAUUUGGUUGAUGCCAUAUUGAUGUUAUUUUCAGAGGUGGUGUAGCCUACCUAGAAAUUUUGUCUAUCAGGUUUAACAGUUCCAAGGAGUUCAGUUGUCCUGGCUUGUGUCUCACCAGUGAAGUGGGUUAUAUAUAUACAUGAACCUCCGGUUUCUGCAUGUCAUCUCGCUCAGUGGAUGGUGAAAUGUUAUUUUUGCGUCAAAUUUCCCGAACAAAUUCUCCAAAUCUAUUGCAGCAUGCACCAGAUUGGGUAAAUGACCAUUGUAUUGACUCCCAUUAGGCUCUGAAGUACAGUAGCAGCUUCAUUGAAACCUAAUGAUGAGAAUAGACAAGGAAUUCUCUUGCAUCCGAACCCUGUUUAAGAGUAAACUUCUUCUCUUCGAUUCAUUUUUUCUUUU